Messenger RNA from Nasonia vitripennis (jewel wasp), 3027 nucleotides. RefSeq names its product ADP-ribosylation factor GTPase-activating protein 1 (gene ArfGAP1). The record is from RefSeq and is a predicted model, not a curated record. Gene Ontology annotation, cellular component: Golgi membrane. The coding region runs from base 1010 to 2248 and encodes 412 amino acids. The transcript has 8 exons. NCBI's taxonomy places the organism in Eukaryota, Metazoa, Arthropoda, Insecta, Hymenoptera, Pteromalidae. Gene Ontology annotation, biological process: regulation of ARF protein signal transduction; regulation of endocytosis. Gene Ontology annotation, molecular function: GTPase activator activity.
CGAUUCGUCGUUGGGAGAGGUUGGGGGAGUUUAUUGGUUAAUUUUCGAGGAAGUACUUCGCUGUUCUUCGUGCUGUUUUUGAGAUUCGGGGACCUGAGUUUGAGCCUCAUCACUGCGACGUCAGCAAACGACAUCCGUAUAUUAUAUAGAUAUUAUAGGCUACGUUCACAUCGACGAUCGAUCGGUACAGAAGAGAUUUGCAGAGUUCAGUACUGCUGCGAUCGUAUUGAAAAAUUGAUUCAUGCAAAAAGUCUGAAAAAUAUGCACGAGUUUUUCUAGUUUUAAAAUCACGACUAACGUUAUUAUAUUAUUUAUCAUAAUCGUUGUUAUAUGCGAAGGCUUUGCUGUACUCGGGUGCGCAACUGCUUACACCCUGUUCACACUUAGCGAAUUAACGCUCCAAUUAUAAAUAUUACUUAUAUCGACAGUUAUAGCGCAUUCAAAAUUUGAACAUUUUUUACGUAUAUUAUGUUUAUUGACACGAAUAAUAUGCAGUUUUUGCAAAUAUACCAAUAAUUUUUAAAAAAAAAACGCUGCAAAAAUCAUGAAAUAAUCAUACAUUUAUAAAAGAAUGAAAUUCAAUAGACUAAAAAACGUACGAAUAUCGUAAUUUUUGCAAAUAUGUAGAGGUUAGCCCGCAUUAUAAUUUUUUCAAAUCGUGAGGUUAACGCUCGGCUGCUGCAACGAACGAAGAGACGCAUGAUGUUUUGCGUGGCACAUCGUCGUCGCCGUGUCAAUGGACAUAUGGAGUCUUGAGAGUGUGUGCGUGCACGCUUCCAGCUGGAGAGAGAAAGAUUUAUUGCAGACGGCAUAAUUUUCUCCACUGCAAAUCCUCGCACGUCUUUCUCUCCGCACGUCGGCCGUCUGUUCCACGAAUCGCGAUUUGCUAAGUACUUGUCAAAGAGUAGAGAAUUCGAUUCGUGGAGAAUAGCAUCAGCGCAGCAUCGAUACCUACGCGCGCACGGAUACUCAAUCCGAGAGCAGUGCAGUAGUGUGACAUCAGGAGAAAAUGGCCAGUCCACGAACCCGCCGUGCCUUAGCCGAUUUAAAGCCCCACGACGAGAACAACAAAUGUUUUGAGUGUGGAGCUCAUAACCCACAGUGGGCAUCUGUCACGUAUGGAAUAUGGAUAUGCCUGGACUGCUCGGGAAAGCACAGAGGACUGGGAGUACACUUGUCCUUUGUUCGCUCCAUAUCCAUGGACAAGUGGAAGGACAUCGAACUGGAGAAGAUGAAGGUUGGAGGUAACAGACAAGCUCGGUUGUUCUUUGAAUCUCAGCUGGAUUGUUUUGACUCUAUGUCCUUUAUUCAAAAGUAUAAUACUACAGCUGCUUCUGUGUAUAGAAAUAGGAUAAACAGGAUGGCACGUGGCGAAAGCCCUACUAGUUUCACAGUAGAAGAUUUCACUCCUAGUUAUGUGGAUAGUAAAAAGGAUUAUAGUAGUUCAAGCUCAUAUCAGAAUGAGUCGUCUGGCUCAUCAUCAUAUCAAAAUUUCAACACUCCAGACUUUAAAGCUCAAACUGAGAACUUCUUUGCAAAAAAGCAGAAUGAAAAUGCAUCUCGUCCAGAAAAUCUUCCACCGAGUCAAGGUGGAAAGUACAGCGGAUUUGGAUAUCAAAUGGCUCCAAUGCCAAAGAGUACCUCUCAAGAAUUUGUUGAUACAGCAUUGUCAUCUCUUGCCAGUGGCUGGUCUUUAUUCUCUUCCUCUGCUACAAAAAUUGCCAGCAAAGCUACAGAAAAUGCCAUUAGGAUUGGAGGAAUUGCUACUCAUAAGGUAUCAGACAUAUCAGAAACUGUAGGGGAGAAGGUACGAGAAGGUACUCUUUUGGAAGAAGUAGGAAGUCAAGUGGGUGACUUAGGCAGACGAGGCUGGGGUGACAUAUGUGGAAGCAAUACUACAGAACAGAGCUACUACAAUUCACACGGCAAUUAUCAAGAUAAUAAUACUAGCUCUUAUCAGAGCAAUGCUGACUACAGAAAGUAUUCUAACGAAAAAUCAUCAUUGGUCUCGGGAUCAAAUCAAAACAAAUCUGGAGCAUCUUCACCAAAUUCUCCUAGUGGUGACUGGGAAUGGAAUGUUAACUCUGGACCAAAAGAAUCACCUGCUGACAGUAAGCCUAGUGUGAGAAGAGUAAAAGAGAAAAAGAUAAAAGAAGAACCUUUGAUCAAUUUGGAAUCCGAUAAAGCAAACUCUAAUAACUGGAACUCUAAACUAGAAGAAGAUGCAUGGGAAAUAUUGAAAGAUUAACUUUAAGCAGUAGUUAGAUAUGAAGACUUAAUCAAUUUCUUACCAGAAUAUAAAAUCUAUUAAUAAAGUAAACUAUUAUUGUUCCACUUAUUUAGAUUUUAAUUCUGAGUAAUUAAAUAGAAAAAUCUAUCGAACAGAUGAUUGAAGCACCUAACUCUAUACAUUCACUUUAUUUUAAUGAAAAAUUGAUUAACAAAUCUCAUGUUGUAUUAUUGUGCAAUUUUGAUAUAGACUAUAAUUGGUUGGAGAUAUUGCUAUUAUAGUUAUCCUUCUGUAGUUAGAUGUAAUACAUAGGGUUGCGAGACAAAUAUUAGUUAAUUUCAUCAUAAAUUAAUUUUUCAUUUGUUUGCAUAGUAAUAACAAAGUAUUUUAAUGCACAAAUAUAAAAAUGUACAUAAUCAGUACACAUUUAAUUCUAUGCAACAAAUGCAACUCAUUAAUUGUCGACUUGAUGACGGAAUAUUCUUUUUGAAAAUUUCAACAUUGUAACUGUAUAAAUCAUUCUCAACACGUCCAGUGUUUUAUGGUCUAAUUUUAUUUAUAGUAAAAUUAAAAUAUUUUUUUGCAUUCUAAAUAAACUACUUAGAAAGAAUUUAUGUGUUUUAAGAUUAUGAAAUUGUAUUGUUUAAAAUACAAUGUGAAAAUUUGUUCAUUAAGUACGUUGCCAAAAUUUAAGGUACUAUCAUGUAUUUGAUGAUAAAUAUGUAAACAUGAAGUGACUCGUUGUUUAUGGCAAGUUUGUAUGUAAAAUAUAAUUAUAAAGAGAUUUAUUUCCGUCA